AUGGCUAAACAGGGAUGGCUAGAGGACAAAUGUAAGAAUGUAGAGGAGCAUAUCACUAGGGGUAAGAUAGAUACUGCCUACAAGAAAAUUGAAGAGACCUUUGCAGAGAAGAGAACAACUUGUAUGAAUAUCAAGAGCUCAGAUGGAAACCCAGUUCUAAGCAAAGAAGGGAAAGCAGAAAGGUGGAAGGAGUAUACAGAGGGUCUAUACAAGGGCGAUGUUCUUGAGGACAGUGUUAUAGAAAUGGAAGAGAAUGUAGAUGAAGAUGAAGAGUUUGACAGAGCACUGAAAGACCUAAGUCGAAACAAGGACCCAGGAGUAGACAACAUUCCAUUAGAACUGCUGAUAGCCUUGGGAGAUCCAGACCUAACAAAACUCUACCAUCUAGUGAGCAAGAUGUAUGAGACAGGCGAAAUAACCUCAGACUUCAAGAAGAAUAUAAUAAUUCCAACCCCAAAGAAAGCAGGUGUUGACAAAACUACCAUCUAG
Molecule: messenger RNA, 489 nt
Organism: Schistocerca cancellata (South American locust)
Lineage: Eukaryota; Metazoa; Arthropoda; Insecta; Orthoptera; Acrididae
Exons: 1
Coding region: 1-489 (162 amino acids)
Source: RefSeq, a predicted model, not a curated record